Cuscuta campestris is the source of this 533-nucleotide messenger RNA. The record is from the annotation of a GenBank genome assembly. Lineage: Eukaryota; Viridiplantae; Streptophyta; Magnoliopsida; Solanales; Convolvulaceae.
AUUUCUAGUUCAGAAUACAUAUCAAAAUAAAAUAAAGGAGAUUGCUCAAAGUGAAGAAUGUUCUACAAGUGGCACAAGUGAUAUUAACAGGAGCAAGAAAUUAGCAGUCUGGCAAGAGACAGUUGGAGGAAAGAGCAAAGGAAAGGUGUAUAGGAUGACUGAUUUGUCAUCGAAUUUUACACGUGGAGGAGCAACAAUGUUCUACAGUUCUGAAGAGUGUUGUGAUGAUGAACUCAACACUCACGACGUUCAAUUAGAAAAAGAGCUUGAAGAAUUGCGUCAUGCCCAUGAAUCGGAGCAUGUAGCUCAUGAGGAGGAGCGUCAUGCACAAGAAGAAAAAAUUGCACAUAUGCAGUAGUCAAUGGAGCUGAUAGUAUCACGUCUUGCACCUUUUGAGAGUGAAAAAAGUUAAAAUAAAAAGCGUAAUCACGAUUCUGACGAGAGUGCUCAUGACUUUCAAGGCUCGAAACAACGCUCUUCUUUUUAAGGAGCUAACUAUUUAGUGUCACUCUUAAUGAAAUACUUUGACAUUA